Suillus discolor is the source of this 1162-nucleotide messenger RNA. RefSeq names its product vacuolar protein sorting-associated. Bases 56 to 703 code for a protein of 215 amino acids. NCBI's taxonomy places the organism in Eukaryota, Fungi, Basidiomycota, Agaricomycetes, Boletales, Suillaceae. Gene Ontology annotation, cellular component: ESCRT I complex. Gene Ontology annotation, molecular function: protein-containing complex binding. Gene Ontology annotation, biological process: protein transport to vacuole involved in ubiquitin-dependent protein catabolic process via the multivesicular body sorting pathway. The transcript is spliced from 5 exons. The record is from RefSeq and is a predicted model, not a curated record.
AAACAAUUGACUUGAGUCGAUCAACUACUCUUACCACCGUUCAGUUCAGGAGAAGAUGAAAAUGGCCACCCUUUCGCUGGACGAAGAAGUUCGACUAUUUACAAACAAUGCUGAACGAGAGAAGUACAAUCUUCUUGGUACCUUGUACGGGAUCAUUGUCGCACUUGACUACCUCGAGCGCGCCUAUGUUCGUGAUGCAAUUACCGCAGCACAAUACUCUCCUGCGUGCACGCGACUUCUCUCGCAGUACAUGACCAUGCUCAAGCUUGUCAAGGAUUCCGUUCCUUCCAUCGAGCAGUUCAUGACACGGUAUCGGAUGGAUAACCCUGCGGCGUUACAUCGCAUACGAGUUGGCGUACCUGCGACUGUUGAACAUUCUAGCGAGGCGGGACCUGAGACUGGAAAGUGGAUCGCUGAGACGACGCAGAAUUUUAUCACAUUCAUGGAUGCGUUGAAGCUUAGGCUACGCGCUAAGGAUCAACUCCACCCGAUCUUGCAAGAACUUGUCACAGGGUAUGCUAGGUUUAAGGGGAGCAAGGAUUGGGAGGGACGGAGCAAAAUGGUCAGCUGGCUUAUUACCUUGAACAGCAUGAAGGCAUCUGAAGAAAUAACAGAUGAACAGUCCCGGCAGCUUUCGUUUGAUGUCGAACAUGCAUAUGCCGAAUUUUUCAGGAGUCUGAGCGGCGGUAAGGAGAGGUCGUAACGAAGAUGGUUAUACAGCCCUCGAUCAUUUCAUAUCCAGGCGGCUCCGCUUUGGUUUACAAAUAUGGGCAAUCAAAUAUGUGCAGUCGCAGAGCCUUUCAGGACCAGGCACACUGCGUGUGUUCAUCAGCGGGUUGGAUCAUUGUGCUACAGAAUGCUACCGAGCGCUCUGUAGCACUCUGUAGUGAAUUACGUUUCCCUGAUGUUGUCGUGGGCAGUCUCGCCUGAUGCGAGCGGCUUCAGUGAUUGAAGCAGCAAGUGUUGUCCACUCAGACGUAUAUAACCAAUUAUCAAUCGGUUGCUGUGCCGCUGUGCACUCUUGGCAUGGCACAUACUGAGCAGGGCCUGGGGGUUCGUCUGCGCAACACAAUAUAUACUCUGCUGGAUGCUGAUCAAGAUGAUCCUCACGCAUAGAUGUAAAGUAGUUUGCUAGGUAUUAUGAAAUGUGAUGCCCAAAUAC